Molecule: messenger RNA, 1981 nt
Organism: Chenopodium quinoa (quinoa)
Lineage: Eukaryota; Viridiplantae; Streptophyta; Magnoliopsida; Caryophyllales; Amaranthaceae
Product: acetolactate synthase small subunit 1, chloroplastic-like
Exons: 12
Coding region: 254-1693 (479 amino acids)
Biological process (GO): L-valine biosynthetic process
Cellular component (GO): cytosol
Molecular function (GO): acetolactate synthase regulator activity; acetolactate synthase activity
Source: RefSeq, a predicted model, not a curated record
AUGCACACACUUAAAAUGUUCUGCCUACCUAAACGAUUUUCCUAAAAAAACAACAUUAAUUUAUCAGACAAAAUUGCCAUUAACAAGAACAAUUAAUGGCAAGGGCAUAAAUUAAUUAAAUUUCAGCACCCUUAUUUAUUUAAUUUUGUUGUUUAUAAAAUUUGGGUGUUAUUUUAAAGGCGAUUUUUAUUUUUAUAAUUUUCAUUUUCACCUCUUGUUUGAGACUAGUGUUAUCUUCCUCAAUUUCUCUCUAAUGGCGGCUGUAUCUUUGAAUGGUAAUGGUGGAAAUCUUGGAACUUUGUGUAACCGACCCGAAUUAGGAUGUGGGUUUUUGAGAAAACCCGAUUUUGGAGCUCAGACAACGGUUUUGGUAAAACCCAUGUCGAAGAGUUUAAGGUUGAAGGCAACGAAUGCUUCUGCUUUUGCAAAUGCUACAGUCAAUGCAGUGCCUGUUUCAGUUCAUCCCAAGGUGAUGCGCCACACGAUUUCAGUCUUUGUUGGGGAUGAAAGUGGGAUAAUCAAUAGAAUUGCAGGCGUUAUUUCUAGAAGAGGAUACAACAUUGAGUCUCUGGCUGUUGGUUUGAACAAAGAUAAGGCUCUUUUUACCAUUGUAGUGUGUGGGAAUGAGAAGGUGUUGCGCCAAGUAAUGGAACAGCUUAACAAGCUUGUUAGUGUCAUAAAGGUUGAAGAUCUAUCGAGAGAACCACAAGUGGAACGUGAACUGAUGCUUGUAAAGCUUAAUGCUGAUGCAAAUACCCAUGCCGAGAUAAAGUGGUUAGUGGACAUCUUCAGGGCAAAAAUCGUGGAUAUCUCAGAAAACUUGGUCACUGUGGAGGUGACUGGAGAUCCUGGUAAGAUGGCUGCUGUCCUGAGAAAUUUUAGCAAGUUUGGAAUUAAAGAAAUUGCAAGGACAGGAAAGAUUGCUCUAAGGCGGGAAAGGAUGGGUCAGACAGCUCCUUUUUGGAGAUUCUCUGCUGCUUCUUAUCCGGAUCUUGAAGAGAAGGCUGUUAAUGCUCUUGUCGAGUCUACAAAAAGAAGUAUCAAUGGUAAUCUAGGAUCAUCGUCAAGUGGCGAUGUUUAUCCUGUGGAGCCUUAUGAUAUCUCCAUGGUAAAUCAAGUACUUGAUGCUCACUGGGGUGUUCUUUAUGACGGCGAUUCAAGUGGACUCCGGUCACAUACUCUGUGCAUGGUAGUAAAUGAUGCUCCUGGAGUUCUCAACACUGUUACAGGGGUAAUUGCUCGUAGGGGUUAUAACAUUCAGAGUCUUGCUGUUGGCCCUGCUGAAAAGGAGGGUCUUUCUCGUAUCACAACUGUUAUUCCUGGAAAUGAUGAGUCGAUUGGAAAAUUGGUUCAGCAACUUAGCAAGUUAGUAGACCUUCACGAGAUUCAAGACCUUACUCACCUGCCAUUUGCAGAGCGAGAGCUUAUGUUGAUCAAAGUAGCUGUAAAUACUUCUGCCAGGAGAGAUGUCCUUGAUAUUGCCAAUAUAUUCCGUGCAAAAGCUGUAGAUGUCUCUGAUCAUACCAUCACCUUACAGCUUACGGGUGAUCUAGACAAAAUGGUUGCGCUACAGAGAUUAUUGGAGCCUUAUGGAAUUUGUGAGGUGGCACGUACUGGAAGAGUGGCAUUGGCCAGAGAAUCUGGAGUGGAUUCCACAUAUUUACGAGGAUUCUCUCUUCCCUUGUCUGAGUGAAAAUCUUUCCGGCUUUGUCUCUUAGACUUUGACAUUACCUUGUCCAAUUAUCUUUUGCUCUUUUUUUAUUACUUGGUAGAUCAAAUGCAAGUGACUUGGAGUGGCAGCCAAAAAGCAAUUCCAAUCUUUGCUUUGAUUAUCAAUAUGCUUUUGUAUCAUUAUAACUUUAGAAGUAGGUUUUAUAUUGACAGGUAUUUGUCUACCUUGUAAUAACAAGUUGUUAGCUUGAAGUUUUUGGUACAUGUGUUUCGUGCAAUGGAAAAUCCUAAUAGCUGGACGGUUUUGUUA